Molecule: messenger RNA, 599 nt
Organism: Microbotryum saponariae
Lineage: Eukaryota; Fungi; Basidiomycota; Microbotryomycetes; Microbotryales; Microbotryaceae
Source: the annotation of a GenBank genome assembly
AUGAGUCAGCCUGACUCAGGUCCGCCGGUCAAUUCGCAAGGUCCUUCAAAUGGGUCAUCGUCGGCCAUGCCUUGUAAGCUCGCCGCUGCUGUUCUUUGCGAAGUUGUCCCUGCGUUCGACAUUCCGCUCAUGGCCACGUCUUGUACAUUUGUCAGGCCAAAGCGGUCCCAAUGUUCUGCAUCCGCCAAGGGUCACCGGUUCUGUCGUCCCCCAGCACCCGUACAACGCAUACGUCAAUCAGUUUUUCGCGUUUCACUAUUCCCACCAACCGCACCUGUUCUCAACCCCGCCCCCAGCCGAUCCCGCCUUAUCAUUCGAUGCCGCACCACCAACCCACGCCUCAUUACCCGCCAUCCCAUCCUGCCCACAACCACACAUACUUUUCCGCUUCGUUCGCACCGAUCCAGUCCCCUUUCGUGCCUCCCGGAAUGGCUUCUCCGUUCCCUGUUCAGCCAUCCACGGGUCCUUUGCGAUACUCUGAACACCCCAUCAGAGCCUCGACUGGCGCUCUCACGUCACCCGCCAUGUCAACCCCGACGAUCCUAACCGUACGGCUACCCUCCGGCAAGCCAGUCUUCCGCUGCUGCGACUACUUCUGA